This is a messenger RNA of Candidozyma duobushaemuli, 321 nucleotides long. RefSeq lists its product as uncharacterized. The coding region runs from base 1 to 321 and encodes 106 amino acids. The transcript has a single exon. Lineage: Eukaryota; Fungi; Ascomycota; Pichiomycetes; Serinales; Metschnikowiaceae. The record is from RefSeq and is a predicted model, not a curated record.
AUGCUGAAAGAUACGCCGAAGUUGGUGAACCAUGCCCUCCACCAAGCCCUUCAGCUCAAUGAAUCAGACACUCAAGUCAGCACCAUCGACAUGAGCUUGUUGGUGAACCUCAACACGAACCAGUCGCUCAAUUACAUAAAGCUCGAGCAAGAUCUCACGGAACUAGAGGUUGGAGCUAAAAAGUCUGAAGCUCUUCAAGAUGAGUUUAAGCUGCUCCAGCAGGAUUUGCAACAAAUCGAGAAACAGGUGGAUGUUAUAUCCGAAUUGGUACGUGAGCUUGAUGGCUGGACCAAAGAGCUCGAGGAGGAGAAUCAGGGUUGA